Blepharisma stoltei is the source of this 1068-nucleotide messenger RNA. The record is from the annotation of a GenBank genome assembly. Lineage: Eukaryota; Ciliophora; Heterotrichea; Heterotrichida; Blepharismidae.
AUGAAAAUUAAUCCUAAUCAUUUGGAGAUGUAUUCAAUCCACGAAAGAAGCAAAACACUAAUUGAUGAUUCCUUAACAAGCCUGCUUCCAUCACCAAGAAGAGAAUUAAAAAAGCUUAAUAUUGAGAUACCACUGAGCAUUCAUUGUGAUGCAAAAGUUGGGCCAAGCUCUAAAGACAUUUUGAGAUCUCCUAGCUCUGAUAAUGAAAAGUCGUUUCAAUUGCCUAACUCCCACCUUUGAAAUUGGAAAAAUAUUGGCAAAAUUCCAAUUUUUGGUACAUUAACAUAUUGAAUAAACAAAAUUUUGAAAAAAAUAUAGGCAAAAUACUUAUUCUGUAUUACUUUCUUUGAAUUAAUUUAUAAUUUGUAGCUUAGAUUUACCCUUGAUCACAUUUCAGCAUUUCCCCUUUUUCGCAAAAUAUACUUAAGCCCUAAAAAAAUAAAUUCCAAACUUUAAUAAGACUCCAGAGAACAAUACUCUACAAGUACAUCCCUCAUAAAUCCAUCAAUCGUUUUUUUUGGAUCCUUCAAUGCAUCAGCAAAUGCUCUACAAGAACUUCUACGACUUUUGAUACUACAAAAUCUCUUAUUAGGAUAAUUAUUCCUUACUUUGGCGCGAAAAUGCCAUUAUUUGCGCGAUAGUUAUGCUUUGAUUUAAUUUAAACAAGUAAUGCGAGCAAAAUAUUAUUUAAACAGUUAGUGCAUUGGUAUAUUAAUUUUUUAAUUAAGUUUUCAUAAAAAUAAAUUCCUUCUUUAUAUUGAAAGAAAAAUUUUCCAAUUUAAGGGGAGUAAGCUAACUCCAAAAGUAGGCGCUUCAUAUCAAAAUCCCAACAUAAGAUUUCCUAGCCCUAAAAGAAUUUUAAAAUCAGAGCUCAGAUGCUAUAAUCAGCCUACCUAUAGAUCAAUUCUAAGUCCUGAGAAAGCUUCCAAAUAUAUUGGACUUAAUAAAACAAAAGAAACUCUAAGAAUAAGGGUAAGAGGUUUAGCAAAAGGGCCAACCUAUGGAGGCUUUUAUUCAGAAGAUAAUUCCUUGUUAAAGUAUAUUGAUAGAAUUCAAAGAAGUUUAUAA